Diplodia corticola is the source of this 1599-nucleotide messenger RNA. Its product is annotated as mfs transporter. Gene Ontology annotation, biological process: transmembrane transport; tripeptide transport; dipeptide transport. The record is from RefSeq and is a predicted model, not a curated record. The transcript has 4 exons. Gene Ontology annotation, molecular function: allantoate transmembrane transporter activity; dipeptide transmembrane transporter activity. Bases 1 to 1599 code for a protein of 532 amino acids. Gene Ontology annotation, cellular component: plasma membrane. NCBI's taxonomy places the organism in Eukaryota, Fungi, Ascomycota, Dothideomycetes, Botryosphaeriales, Botryosphaeriaceae.
AUGAACAUGUCGUCGGCGCCCGAGGCGUACGCGCCAGAGAAGGGCGAAGGCGUCGCUGCGACUACUACGAGCGCUUCUGCUGCGGCGGCGGCCAAUCAUGGUGACGCGACGUUGGAGGAUUUGGGGUCGGAUGCUGGGGGCUUGGACGAGCUGGAGGUGAGCCCGGAGGAUGAUCGGAGGAUCUUGAGGAGGAUUGAUUGUUGCCUCCUCCCCAUCCUCGCCAUCUCCUACAUGUUCCAAUUCCUCGACAAGCAAGCCAUGGGCUACACGGCCAUCCUCGACCUGCGCACCGACCUCUCCCUCACCGGCCACGCCUACUCGUGGGCGGGCAGCAUCUUCUACUUCGGCUACCUCGCGGCGUCGUGGCCCGUGGCGGCGCUGCUCGUGCGCUUCCCCGUCGGCAAGACGCUCGCGACGUCGGUGUGCGCGUGGGCCGUCGUGCUCAUGCUCAUGGCCGCGUGCCGCGACGCCGCCGGCCUGCUCACCGCCCGCUUCUUCCUCGGCAUGUGCGAGGCCGCCGUCGCCCCCGGCUUCAGCGUCGUCACCAGCAUGUGGUACAAGCGCCAGGAGCAGCCGCUGCGGCACGGCGCGUGGUUCUUGGGGAACGUCGUCAGCGGCCUGUUUGGGAGCGUGUUGGCGUAUUCGAUGGCGAGCGUCAAGAGCGAGACGCUCGCCGCGUGGCAGGCCGUUUUCGUCGUCUUUGGCGCCUUUUCGUUGGCGUGGAGCGUGGUCUUGUUUUGGGGCAUUCCGGACAGUCCGACUCGCGCGUGGUUUUUGAAGGGCAGGGAGGAUGCGCGGUUGGCGGUGGCGAGGGUCAAGCAGAACUUGACCGGGAUUAAGAGUAGGGAGUGGAAGGGGAGUCAGGUCGUGGAGGCGUUGAAGGAUCCGCAGAGUUGGUUGUUUGUGCUCAUUCAGCUUUGUGGGAACAUUCCGAAUGGCGGCGUCACGACGUUCGCUUCUGUUAUUGUCAACGGCCUUGGCUUCAGCGUCAAGCAGACACUCCUCAUCGGCAUGGUUGCCACCGCGUUCCAGUUUGUCUACGUGCUGAUGGCCGCCGGCGGCGCCACCUUCUUCCGCAACACGCGCACCUACUGGCUCGUCUGGAACUUCGUCGUCUCGCUCGUCGGCGCCAUCAUGGCGCGCGAGAUCGACCCCGAAAAACACAUUUGGGCCAAGUUUUUCGGAUACUGCCUUCUCAUCUGCUUCUCCGCAAACUUCCCGCUCAUGCUCAGCCUGACGGCGGCGAAUGUCGGCGGCUUCACCAAGAAGAAUACGGUCAACGCUAUGCUCUUCGUCUCCUACUGCGUCGGCAACAUCAUCGGCCCGCAGCUCUUCUUCGAGCGCGAAGCCCCAAAGUACCAGUCUGGCUUCUUGGCCAUGUUGAUCUGCUUCGUGCUCGGCAUCAUCUUCAGCGUGGCUCUGCGUUUCUACUACGUCUGGGAGAACAAACGUCGCGACACCAAGGCCGCUGUCGGAAGCGACGGGCUCGGCGGCAACGCCGAUAUCGCUGACGCCGAGGUGCGACAGGAGUCUGCCAUCAUGCUGAACCUGUUGGAUAAGACAGAUAGGGAUAUGGCCCAGUUCAGGUAUGUGUAUUAA